Messenger RNA from Mugil cephalus (flathead mullet), 2944 nucleotides. It is a transcript of the gene dnajc18, whose product is annotated as DnaJ (Hsp40) homolog, subfamily C, member 18. Gene Ontology annotation, molecular function: Hsp70 protein binding. NCBI's taxonomy places the organism in Eukaryota, Metazoa, Chordata, Actinopteri, Mugiliformes, Mugilidae. The coding region runs from base 341 to 1510 and encodes 389 amino acids. The transcript has 8 exons. The record is from RefSeq and is a predicted model, not a curated record. Gene Ontology annotation, cellular component: endoplasmic reticulum membrane. Gene Ontology annotation, biological process: cellular response to misfolded protein.
UCUAGACAACAGGACAAUUCGAUUUCAUUUAACAUGUGGGCCUUCAAACGCCGCCAAAAACAGACAAGAAAAACACACAUUUUACGGCUUUUGACAGAGCCGCAGCCUGUUUGCAGCCUGACACCAGCCGCGUGCUAAACAGCAGCUCGGAGGACUGAGUGACUGCAGGCUUGCACCACCGCUAACGUUACACUUACGCAGCUGUCUGUCACCAAAGCUAAUCGGCUAUCUAACGUUAGCUGAAGCAGCUCGCUUUGCCACAUGAUAUUGACGUACAUUGUACAGGGACAGACCUCCACAAACAGUGACUGGAUCCGAUAAACCACUCCGUACCGCUGAAAUGGACAAAGACGAGGCAGACCGGCUGAUAGAGAAGGCGAAGCUGUGUUUACGGUCAGGACGGAAAGAUCGGGCGUUGCAGCUGCUAAAUGAAGCGCAGAAUAUUUAUCCCAGCACCAGGGCCAGAGUGCUGAUAGAUGCCAUACUGAGGAAUGGAGGCAGUGCUGCUCCAGAAUCGAACCACGUGCCCCCACCCACAGGCUGGAGAGACGAGGACAUUGGAAACCAUGAACCAAGCAAUGCAAGUGGUGACGAAAAGAAGACUUACACCGAGGAUCAACGCCAGGGUGUUCUCAGGAUAAAGAAUUGCAAGGACUUCUAUGAAAUCCUUGGUGUUAACAAAAAUGCCAGUGAUGAAGACUUGAAGAAGGCUUACAGGAAGUUGGCUCUAAAGUUUCACCCUGACAAGAACUUUGCUCCAGGAGCCACAGAUGCUUUCAAAGCAAUAGGCAAUGCAUAUGCAGUGCUGUGCAAUCCAGAGAAGAGGCAGCAGUAUGAUCAAUAUGGAGAUCAGUCUGCAACAUCGAAUGCACCCCAACAAUCCGCCUACAGUCGUCAUGGGCACUACCGGAACUUUCACAGAGACUUUGAGGCUGACAUUUCUCCUGAGGAACUCUUCAACAUUUUCUUUGGAGGAAGGUUUCCCACAGGAAAUGUCCACGUGUACACCAACCAGGGAGCCUCCUACGCUCAGUUUUACCAGCCUCGUCGUCGGCGUGCUUAUGAAAGGCGCGAGGAGGUGGUGGAGGAAAACCAGAGUCAGAAUACCUUCACAGCACUGCUGCAGCUUCUCCCUGUCCUGGUGUUAAUCCUCAUAUCAGUGUUUACCCAGAUGAUGGCCACUAACCCGCCCUACAGUCUCUUCUAUAAGCCGGCAAUGGGACUAGUGGUGUCAAGGGAAACGCAACACAUGGGUAUAACAUACUAUGUAGAUAAAAGCUUUGAGAAGGAGUAUCGUGGUUCUGCGUUGGAAGAACUGGAGAAAACCAUUGAGAGUGACUAUAUUGAACACCUGCAGACCAGCUGCUGGAAAGAAAAACAGCAAAAGUCAGACUUGGCAAACCUUGGACAACUGUACCGAGACGAACGGUUAAAGCAAAAGGCAGAGUCAAUGAGGCUGGACCACUGUGAGAAGCUGCAUCGAUUAGUUGGGCGUCAGAGAGGCAAAUGAGGACUGUGUGAGAGGAGAAAAUGUUUCUUUACAGACUUUACUGUGUUUUAGAGAAGUGUGUAACUUACCCAAUCUGGCCACUUUGUAAAGAAACCAUGUCAGGUACACCGCAAUCAGUGGGAGAUUAUGCCACUGGAAACAAUGUGCCUUCUCUCCUCUUUGAUGGUAGAAAAUAGUUGAGUUGCAUGUUAGCUGCUAACCUUGGCUGUGGUGGCAGCUGCAUCAAGUCCAAACUCACUGUGUGUAUGAUGUCUCAGAGCCUUUAAACUUUCUUAUAGAAAUGGCAUGAAAUAUGGGGUCUCCCUUUGGGGCAAUGAAGGCAGUUGUAUGUUCACACAUACACAUGUGUUUAGGUUUUGUAGUUAAACUGUAUUUAUUUUGGAUGUUUUGUGCUGAAAAUGUAGGUGUAUUUAUUUAGUAGCUAGUAGAGUGAGCAUUUGGCUCAUUGUUUUUUCUGUCGGAAAUAAUCAAGUACAGAUAAUAACACAAAUAAUACUGUUGUAUUUGAAGAAAUAAGAGAGUACUGUGAAAUGACAGUGGACCUUCUAUUUAUGAUUAAAAUUUCAAAUCAGGCAGUCUGGUGUUAUUGUAACAGGAAGUAUACUCAAGUAAAAAUAUUUAAAACAUGACCACAGUUUUCUGAUUAAUGGACUCAUCGUAAAACCUGCCAAAAAAUGGGCUGCCUCUCGCAACAAAGCUUCCAGCUCCCUGUGCUGUUGCUUGCGUAGGCGUUUAUGAUUAGCUUGGGCCGUUCAGGCCCCGUGUUUUAGCUGCAGGUUUAAGCUUGAGAAAUGACUGUUUUCUGCAAAAAGAGGCAUGUGUUCCCUGCUAGAUAAGGGAGGCUAUGGGGGUUAAACGGUACGCAAUACCAGAGUUUCAUCAACCAUGCAGGGAACAGAUAAGAUUUUUAUUCCCUUUAUUUCUACCUGUUUUUUUAUGAAGACGUUGAAAAUUUAAACCAUUUUAAUCAAAUUAUUUUUCUCCCGCAGCCACAUGCAAAAUUGUUGUUGCUGUUGUUUUUUGUUUAUUUUGUACCAACCCUAGAUCCUGAAAACCCCAUGCAGACAUCAAUACUUAUUUCUCUGUGCUAAGACCAGACUGGUCUGUCUUAGCUGUUGUCAUUCUUGUGAAAUGUUCAGGUUCAUCUCAAACACUUUUUAAGUUAACCCUUACUUCUGUGUUCCAUAUCGUUACUGCUGCAUGCAUCCUAGUGAGAGUGCUUUUACUAGUUGCAUAUUUAUUUUAUUUAUUUCCACAGCUACUGACACUAUAAAUGUUGAUUGAAUAUUCAGGUCCAUACUGUAAUUCACAAAAUUAUUUUUAAUGUGAUACACGUCAUGUUUUGGUAUUAAUCAGUGUGGAAGUACUCUUGAGUAACACUUCAGAAUUAAGUUUUCAGCCAAAAAUAACAGAAGAUUAAAGAAGUAACCACUG